This is a messenger RNA of Trichoderma citrinoviride, 1359 nucleotides long. RefSeq lists its product as hypothetical. Bases 9 to 1355 code for a protein of 448 amino acids. The transcript is spliced from 4 exons. The record is from RefSeq and is a predicted model, not a curated record. Lineage: Eukaryota; Fungi; Ascomycota; Sordariomycetes; Hypocreales; Hypocreaceae.
UAGCAAGAAUGAGCGGUUCUGGGGCGCCCGGCGGGUUGCCGCUGGAUGCGACCAUCACCAUUGUCAACAACUCGGGCAAGAUCAUCAGCACCGGAAAGCAGCUCCUGUCCAUAUGGAAGACGGCCCAGGCCUCGUACCGCGAGAAGAAGACGGAGCUCAACCAGGAGCGGGCCCAGGAGCGCGCCGCCGCCGCCGACAAGAGGCCGCCGCCCGUGCCCGUCAAGCGCGCCCAGACGUUCGACACGAGCCGGACCAUCCCCCGCCGCCAGUACGACGAGCUCAGCCUCGCGCUGACCGAGGGCAACCUGGAGAAGCUGUCCGAGGUGUCGAGCGUGGCGCCGUCGAAGCCGCCCUCGGCGUACAAGGGCUCGUAUGCCGCGGACGCCCCGGAAGGGCUGGACUUCCCAGAGGGCCAUGUCGAGGACGAGAGGGAGCAGGCGGAGCAGCUGAUCCACAAGAUUGAGAAUCUGCUGGACGAGGCGCACUGCGCGCAGCAUUCGGCGACGGCCAUCAUCACGCACCUCCAGGAGCGGCCCGACGCGGCCGCCGCGGUGGCGCUGACCCUGGCGGAGCUGUCGGGCAUCAUCACGAAGCUGUCGCCCGGGUUCGCGGCCAUCCUCAAGGGCACGUCGCCGGCCAUCUUCGCGCUGCUGGCGUCGUCGCAGUUUUUGAUCGGGACGGGCAUCGCCGUGGGCGUCACGGUCGUCAUGUUUGGCGGGUGGAAGAUUGUGCAGCGGACGUUUGCCAAGAAGGCCGUCGCGUACGAGGGCGCAGCAGCUGCGCCGGCGGCGGCGGUGCCGCGGCUGGAGGAGCCCGUGGACGAGGCGAUUGUGCUGGAGACGGUCGAGGUGGACAUUAGCGGCAUCGACACCUGGCGGAGGGGCAUCGUGGACUGGGGGUACGAGAGCGCGGACCAGGAGCUCAUGACGCCCGAGGCGGACCGGGUGGUGCGGGAGCGGAGGGCCAGCAAGGGCGGGCCGGAGGACUAUUUCGAUUCCAAGUCGCGGAGGAGCUCCAAGCCGCAUCGGUCGAGCAGCAAGGCGCACUCUUCGUCGCAUUCGUCGUCGUCUCACAAGUCGCACAAGUCGAGGCAUGAGAGGGAGUCUUCUUCGUCUGAUAAGAAGAGCAGCAGCAGCAGCAGUAGCAGCAGCAGUGGAAGCAAGAAGGAUAAGGAUGACUCGAGCAGCGUCAACUCGAUGAGUCUGAUCAAGAAGUCGAUUGCCAGCAGGAAGAAGGCGCUUGACGAGAGCGGCGUCAAGAGCGAGGAGUUGCCGCUGCGGGCCAAGAUGAGGCAGACGAAUAUGCUCAAGGCUUUGUUCAAGAGCAAGGAGCACAGGCAGACGCUGAUCACUUAGGGGG